Messenger RNA from Rosa chinensis, 1038 nucleotides. RefSeq lists its product as uncharacterized. The transcript has 4 exons. Lineage: Eukaryota; Viridiplantae; Streptophyta; Magnoliopsida; Rosales; Rosaceae. The record is from RefSeq and is a predicted model, not a curated record. The coding region runs from base 1 to 1038 and encodes 345 amino acids. Gene Ontology annotation, molecular function: protein dimerization activity.
AUGGCGGUGGGGAAUUUGUUAAAGAUAAAGAGGCCAAAUCUAUUUUGGACUUCAUAUGCCACUCAUACAUUGAAUCUCAUGCUCCAAGGGAUUGGUGACCAACCAAGAUUCAAAGGAGUGAUUGAGAAGGCAAAGACAUUCACUAUCUUUGAUGAGGAAUCAUACAAAGAAAAGAGACAUAGCAAAGAAGACAUUAAAGAGGCAUUCAAACAUCAAGAGGCCAAUUAUCGGCCAAUCAUAGAAAUUAUUGAUGACAAAGCCCGUGGUCUUGAUAGUCCAUUACAUUUGACGGCUUACCUCUUGAACCCUUAUUACUUCUACAAGGAUGAAGACAUACAGUAUGAUCAAGUUGUCAUGGAAGGGUUAUUACUUUGUGUUAAGAAGUUUUUUCCCGAUGACCUUGAGACCCAAAAUGUUGUGGCAAAUGAAGAGUUGUUGAUGUAUAAGAGCAAAGGAGGUGGAUUUGGAAGAGCUUUAGCUAAGUUGGGAUGUGCUAAAAAUGAUGACAAGUAUGAUCCGGUUGGAUGGUGGUCCAAUUAUGGAAAUGGAACACCCAAAUUGCAAAAAAUGGCUAGAAGAAUACUCUCUUCAACUACAAGUUCAUCCGGGUGCGAGAGAAAUUGGAGUACUUUUGAGGGAAUCCAUUCAAAGAAAAGGAAUAGACUAGAUGUUUCAAGGUUGAACAAUCCACUCUAUGUCCAAUUCAAUGCCAAGAUCAUCAACAAAAAAAGAAGAGCUCAAGAGUUGGGUGUAGAUGUGCUACUUGGUAAUGAAGCUAGUAGGGCUCAAGGGUGGAUUGUUGAUGGUGGUAAUGAAGAAGAUGACUCAGAUAUUACUAGUGAAAUGGAGGGAGAGGCUUCAGGAGUGGAUACUGGGCCUAGGAGAAGCUCUAGAAAUGUAGAGGUAAGAGAACUUCAUGAUGAAGAUUUUGUAUUGGAUGAGGACACGGAAGAGGAGGGAGAAGAAGAGGAUGUUGAGUUUGCGUCCAAUACCGAAGGAGUCUUGGAUGGAUAUGGAAAAGAAGAGUUAGAGGUUUAG